UGGACAUCGUUAUAGUAACGAGUUAGCUCUUCAAUUGUUAACAUGGCUCCAAAACUGUACGGUGUUGAUCUGAGCCCACCAACUAGGGCAGUGUUGAUGUGUGCUCACACUCUGAAUUUAAAGCUAGACUAUAUUAAGGUGGAUUUCUGCGGAGAAGAGCAUUUGCAAGAACCAUUUAUAAAGAGAAGUCCUCAGCACGAAGUCCCAGUCUUGGAGGACGAUGAUGGAUUCAUUUUAACUGAUAGCCACGCCAUCAUGAUUUAUUUGGUAGAAAAAUACGGCAAAGACGACUCGCUAUACCCCAGAAAAGAUGUCAAACAAACUGCUAUUAUCAAUCACAAAUUGUAUUUCGAUUGCAGCACUCUAUUCAUUAGAGUAAAAAGUAUAACGAAACCAAUGGUCCUAUACGGCGUCAUACCGUCCAAAGAAAAACUAGACGACCUGAAAGAAGCUCUGGAACUUCUCAACACUUUCCUAGAAAAAAGCAAGACCAAAUUCGUCGCAGGAAAUAGUCUGACCAUUGCUGAUUUCAGCAUUAUGACAUCUGUUGGAUUUGCGGAUAAUGUUGUGCAUUUUGCUGACUAUCCGCAAGUGAAAGCUUACAUGGAAAGAAUGGAGAAGUUGCCUUGUUACGGAAUAAAGGAAAACAUAGACGGUAUGGAGGACUUAACAAGAUGGAUUUCCAGCAGACAGAAAGAGCUUAAUCUUAUUUAAUAUUAAUAUUUUCUCUAUGUUAAAUUAAUAAACAUUUCUAAAUAUGUAAUUUUUAAAAACAAGAAAAUAAAAUGUUAUAAUUA
This is a messenger RNA of Sitophilus oryzae (rice weevil), 797 nucleotides long. RefSeq names its product glutathione S-transferase 1-like. Gene Ontology annotation, biological process: glutathione metabolic process. NCBI's taxonomy places the organism in Eukaryota, Metazoa, Arthropoda, Insecta, Coleoptera, Curculionidae. Bases 43 to 714 code for a protein of 223 amino acids. Gene Ontology annotation, molecular function: glutathione transferase activity. The record is from RefSeq and is a predicted model, not a curated record. The transcript is spliced from 3 exons.